AUGAGCCGCGUUGGCGCUGGGGGAGCACAGAGCGGCAUCAACAUCUCACGACCACGCCAUCAAAUCCCACCUACGCGUGCCACCAGCUUCCUGGAGACGCUGCGUUCUUCAGGUUCUUCGGUUCUUUGGUUCUUCGACAGCAUGCCGUUCCCCUUUGUUCUGCCCACGACCUCCUCCUUCUCCUUCUCCACCAGCUUCAGCUGUGAAUCACACCCCUCGCUGCCCCUCACUGCGAGCACCUACCGCGGGGUCGUCCGCGAUGGCCUCAAGAAACACAAGAGACUGCCGCCAUCCGCCCAGUCUCCCCACAUAUCCUCGCUCAUUACCGCCCUGAACGCCUACCUGCCCUAUCUUUUUGCCAUCGACGCAGGCCUCACACGAAAAGGCCCCCACGCUGCUGAGAUCACCGUCAGCCAAACCGCUCCCCUUGCCAUAGAAUGGCGCCCAACUCUUUCUGACAGUCACGUCCCCGGACGUGAACCGCCCCGUGUCAAGGUCCAAUCCCUUGACCACGAGGUCGCCUUUGUUCUCGCCACCCUCGCCCACGCCUACACCCUCGCCGGCCGCAUCGCCUUGCAGCCACUCUACGUGAUCUCGGUGGCAGCGCCCUCGGCCCAGGAACGGACCGUCGCCAUCCAGACCGCCACAAAACACCUCCUAGAAGCAGCCUCGCUCUACGACCACGUCGCAACGCGCGCGGAAGGCUCCUCGAGCCCGGCCCCGAGCGUCGACAUCUCGCCCCCCGUCCUCCGCGGCCUCGCCUCCCAGGCGCACGCCGAGGCCACCCUCCUCGCCGUCCUCAAGGACGACCCCUACCCCGCUGUCGUCUCGCAAACACGCAACGAGGCCGACAAAGAGUGGAUGUACCGCACGCCCUCCCUGCCCAAGAUGGAAGAGACGCGCGUCAUCGAGCACCUCGAGGUCAAGUGGACCAAGAUCAACGACCUUGUGAGUUUUUUCUUACUUUUUUUUUUGCCAGAUGCUUCUCCCCCCCCCCUUCUGUCCCGCGUGGUCUUGCGAAACCCCAAGGACCUCACAACACCAGAGUCAGUCAGCCAACCAUCAAGACAGGUCACGACCCAAGCGAUCCCCACGACCGGCUCAGUCCUCGCUCAGAUGCCCUCCGGCCGCGAGAUCCACACCAUCAAGCCAUUCCAGCCCGCGGAGCUCGAUCGGAGCGUCCUCGAGGCCACGCGCGCGCCGCCCCGACCGCAGCGAUGA
Molecule: messenger RNA, 1221 nt
Organism: Verticillium alfalfae VaMs.102
Lineage: Eukaryota; Fungi; Ascomycota; Sordariomycetes; Glomerellales; Plectosphaerellaceae
Product: pH-response regulator protein palC
Exons: 2
Coding region: 1-1221 (406 amino acids)
Biological process (GO): cellular response to pH
Cellular component (GO): plasma membrane
Source: RefSeq, a predicted model, not a curated record